CUCCCACUAGGCGUCGCCACGUUCGGGGUCACGUGAUCACAGUUUCUAGCGACAUUAGAAGCAGCUACUUGUAAAUAUAUACAGUGUAUAUAGCGAUGAGCACACAGAAUCGUUCAGGAGGUGGCGGCGGUGGUGGCCAGAAGGCCAAGAAGGGCGCAAAUCCAGCCUCAAGUGGUGGAAAUGAUGGGAAUACCAACAAGAAAACAGAACAUGCAAAGACAGAGAAGGAGAAACCACAUGCAAAGCCAACUGCUGAACAGAUACGAAUUGCUCAGAUAACUGACAUCAAAGGUGGUCUUGAGGAUUCGAAGAUGCAGGAGAAAGUGGCUAGCAUCAUGGAGACAACUCAGCGAUCCGAAGAGGAUGUAUGUUAUGCUCUCUAUGAGUGUGACAAUGAUCUCGAUAGGGCCGUGAUCUUUUUGCUGGAGACACUGACGGAGGAUGCCUUCGAGAAGACGUCCAAGAAGAAGUCAAAGAAUCGCACUUUGUCCACCAAUAACAACAACGACGGAGGCGAUGGUGAUUGGUUGGAGUCCAAUAGUACCUCCAAUGCCAGAUCAGGCAAUCAGGCUACUGGACCUGACAAGGAGCGCUCACGCAGCCGUGGCGGGAUGCGUGGGGGUCGUCAGGGGUCCGAUAGUCGUGGUUGGCGCGGCAGGGAGGCGCGUGAGAAUGAGCGCAAUGCUGCAGAUACCAAGGGAGGCGACGGAUGGCGUCCGGGUCGUGGACCAGGACGCAGCGGAAGUGGCCGUGGAGGCUAUGGUGGGGGCUCCCGUGGGGGUCGUGUCGGCAGAAUGGGACGCGGAACGGGAUCUCGGGAUCAGGGCAGGGGCUUCUCGCGCCAGCCUGACAAUCUUGAGCCCGUGGACUCGUGGGACAACAGCCAGGCCAACACCACCGAUGUUAAGGCUGAUGACACUUGGGGAGACUGGGACAAUGAGGAGUACACUGGCUCAUUGGCCGAUAGUAAAGUAUUUACGCCGAGUACGGCGACUCAGCCGUCAACGGGAGGAGAAUUGGCAGCGCCGCCGGGAUUGGAACAGCAGAUCCUCAAUCCACCAUCAGCUCAUGCUGAUGAUUUGGUUGGGGUGCAGCAGUUCACCGGUAGUGCUGUUGUCUCCAGCACAACGACGGCUGCUGUUGUGGCGGGAACGGCUGCCAUCAACAACAAUUCGGUGCAGUAUCCGGAAUUGGGGACGGCAGCGCAAAUUCGUCAGGCACUCGAUAUGCCACAGAUUAAUUCAUCGACACUGUCGGCUGAACAAUCUCAAUACUUCAAUUCUCUCUCAUCGCAGAAUUCCAGUCAAACGGCAAAUGUCAAUUCAUAUCAGCCGGCCUCAGUGCAAUAUCCUGCGGCUUAUGGUGCGAAUAGUAGUUUCGGGGACACGGUAUCCUCACAGCCCACGGUGCGCAAGACCACCCGGGCGAGGGUUCCGCCACCGUCAAAAAUUCCAUCGUCAGCCGUUGAGAUGCCUGGAGAUACGCUCAAUAACAUUGGGUACUUGGAUGUUCAGUUUGGUGGCUUGGACUUUGGUACGGAGGAUUCCUUUGAUACUCUGACGGAUAAGUUCAAUGCCACGAGUCUCGAUUCGACUUCCACUGUGUCGAAUCCGGGUGAUGUGGCGUCGGACUAUCAGUCGAAGAAUUCUCAGCAAUCACUUACGGCCGGAUUGCAAACAUCUCAGAUGAGGACGGCAAAUUCAGUGUCGCAACAAUCAUCGGGGUCUGUAAACAAUUCCGUGAAUGUGAUCAACAACAGUGCAGGAAGUGGUGCUAGUGGAUACCAACAAUACACGAACAAUACAUCAGCCAAGGGACCCACGUCGUAUCAGGCUGCUGGCACGGGACAGGGUGGUUAUAGCAACACCAAUUAUGCCAGCACUCAGGUUUCAUCGACAAAUAGCUAUCCACCGACGAGCUCGUACAGUUCGUACAAUCAGAACUCGGUCAAUUCGUACCAGAGUCAAAAUAGUGCGAAUAAUGUGGCGGCUGUGAACAACUCGAGCAACGCAUCCAACAGCAGCUCCACGACCAGUAUUCCCGUGGGUGGUGGAAGUGCUGGCGUGGGCAAUAGUGCAAGUGCGACCGGCAAUACGGGAUACCUUUCCAGCCAGUAUCCUGUGAGUCAAUCGUCAUCCGUGUUUCCAACACAGCCGAGUGCUUAUCAGAACAGUCCGAGUGUGUAUGGAAAUAGUUCGGGUAGGUACACGGGAAGUACAAAUACGUCCACGGCACAGUACAGUAAUUUUACAAGUACGAAGCUGAAGGAGAAUGCUGCUACAACAAUCAGUACUCCGUUUGAGAGCGUGACUUCGAGUUCAGUGUCGAGCAGUGCUCCGAGUGCGGUGAACAAUUCUGCCGUUACUACAAGUAGUAUGAGUUCACCAUCUCUGGGACUGACCAAAGUGACAAGUGCAACAUCCAAAACCAGUGGAAUGGUGCCCAAUAUUCCUCCAAUGGUCAGUCAGUAUAUUCAAACGGCGGGUGUUCCGUUCUAUCAGCCUCAGGCGAUGUAUUCAUUAGAGGACUUUCAAAUAAUGCAACAGAGGAUGCCCCACAUGCAACCUGAAUAUUACAACCUCAAUUAUCCGACACCAACGAGCUUGGGUGCUGGAGUUAGGGAUGCAAAUUUAGGUUCUGUGGCAGCAUACUCGACGAUGUCCGACGGACGCUUCACGAGGACAGACAAUAAUUCUAGUCCUGUUAGUAAUGUGCCCAGUACAAUGUCGCAGCAAACGGGAUCUGGUGGGCAGUUGAUGAAUGUUCCAUACUAUUUUUAUGGAGCAAAUAUGGUGCCGGGGAGCUUUCAGUAUGGAAUGUAUCCGGUGAGAAAACAACAAAUGGCAACUGCGAGCGCCACUUCGGGAGGACAGUUCCCGAAACCAUCGUACAACAGUGCUUACGGUUCGACGGCUUAUGACACGCUGAGUCAGACAACGCAGGACUACAGCAAGAGUGCCUAUCCGGGAUCGGGCGUGGGGCAGCAAUCCAAGGGACAAAAUGUCAAUAAUCCACCGCCAGCGGGAACGGGCUCAGACAUCACGUCGUCAAUGUACAGCAAGACUCACGUGGCGCUCAACAAAGUUAAUUCCUACGAAAAACAGUCCUUCCACUCAGGGACUCCGCCACCGUUCAACUUAGCCGGCACCCAGACGGCAGGAGCCACAUCAGCUCAACCGUAUGGCAUGUACAUUCCGGCAAUUCCGCCACCCCAUCACAACAUGAACAUGCAUCAGCCGAUCCAUCAGGAUUCAAACAGCAGUGGUCAACGUCCACAGUCGAGCAGUCAGGGAAAAACGUACUGGACGGCUCAAAAUUAAACAAAUGAAAAUUAAAAGAUUAAAAAAACAAUGAAUUUUAUUCACUUCCCAUUCAAAAAAAAAAGAUAACACACAAUUCAAGAGUGUUAAAUUCUUUUUCUUACUUCCUGUAUUUUUUUUUAAUAUUUCUCUUUUCAUUAAAAAUUAAAGUAAAAUAAAAAAUUGUGCGGAUUUUCUAAAUAAAAUUAUUUGUAUUCAAUCUUUGAUAAUGACUCUUUUUUUUAAAUUAGAUUAGCUUGGUUUUUUCUGGAGAUACAAAGGCGAAUUUAAAGAUGAAAAAUUUAUUGUAAGCACUUUCUAUGGCAGUGAGAAAAACUUUAAAAAAAAUAUUGAUACACAUUUUUAAAAAGAAAUUUUAAAAUAACUAAAAAUAUCUUUCUGUUUUAUCAAAAUUCAAAGUAGAAAGAUAAUUUGUGUGAGUAAAAUGGUAAACGGUAGCUGAAAAUGGGAAGACGCACUUUUGAAAGAAUUUUUGAGAAAAAUUUCCCUCCAAAAAUGCAGAAAUUUGAAUAACAAUACGCAAAGAAUUCACCAAAAAAACGAUGCAAAAUGACUUACUUUUGCAGAUAGGAAAUAAAAGUGAGAAAAUUUAAAGAAUUUAACACGCUCUACAUGUUACAGCAAUCCCCGUAUAUACACCAUAUUAUUGUAAUUUUUGCUGUUUUACGAGCGGACACAAUUGAUUAAAAAAAAAAACAGUAAACUUUAACUAUAUAAAAUAUGCGAUUAGUGGACAAUUGAUUUGACUUCGGUACGAAAGAAAGAGAUCAGACAUGAAGUAAAAGAAGUUGAGAGAGAACGCUUAUAACGGAGAGUAUUUAAUUAAUUUUUAUUUAAUUAAAUACUAAUAAAAUCGAGAAGCGAUUGAUGAAAAUAUUUAGUAGAAAAGAAUCACUAUUGAUAACAUAAAAAUUCAUAUAUAGAAAUGGAAGGAGAAAAAGAAUGAUUAUUAUAUUAAAAAAAAAGUAUAGAUAAAACAAAAGAUGAAGAUAAAUAAUUUGAGGAGAUAAAAUUGCAUUAUAGCAAUUUCAAUUAAUCCCUUUUAUUGUUUUAAUUUCUCUUAAAUAAUUAUUAUUUUAAACAGAUAUUAACUUUAAUGUGCUAAAAACACUUAAUUUAAUAAAAAAGAAGAAAAAAAACAAAGAGAAAAAAAGAAAAAUACAAUUAAAGUAACUAUUUAGUGGAAAUAAUAAAGAAAAAAAAAGAGAAAAAGUAAAUCACACAAUUUUACUAUGGAGAUGAAAAUUAUUGAUAGUAAUUGAUAUAUAGAGAAAAAUUAAAUAAAAAAAAUUAAUGAUGGAAAUAAAAUUUAACACAUUAAGAAAAAAAAAUGUAUGGAUAUAUUAGUGAAGUGAGAAGAGAAGAAAAAAUAAUGAAAAGAUACUUGAAAAAAAAAUGAACACGUUUUUUUUACUGUUUAUAAAAAAAAGGUAUAAUAGUGAACAAAAUACAUUAAUUAAAAAGAAAAGCAAAAUAAAAAAAAAACAAUUACGUGAAAAAAUGGAAAGAUAAAAUAUGUGUAACGUUUCAAAAAAAAAAAAAACUUUUUAGAGUAAACAAAAGAAAAACUGCAUUUUAACUCUCUAGAAUGGCAAAAGAAAAAUUUAAAGCAGUGGAGAAUUUAGUAUGUGAGAGGAAUAAGGCAAAAAGAAAAACCAUACGAGAUGAGAGAAAUUUUUUCAUUAUGGAAAUGGACAAGAUAAAAUAAACACAGAGAAAGACUUCAA
Molecule: messenger RNA, 5047 nt
Organism: Phlebotomus papatasi
Lineage: Eukaryota; Metazoa; Arthropoda; Insecta; Diptera; Psychodidae
Gene: lig
Product: protein lingerer
Exons: 15
Coding region: 96-3320 (1074 amino acids)
Cellular component (GO): nucleus; cytoplasm
Molecular function (GO): protein binding
Source: RefSeq, a predicted model, not a curated record